GUUCAAAUGGAACCAGAAAGUAAACUGGAGAAAAAACUGAUGAAAGAUGACCAGAAUCCCAAUAACCCUCCUCCAAAGUGUCAUAAGAGAGGUCAGUGGGCCAGCAAGACGGAGUUUCUGUUGGCAGUAGUUGGAGAAAUCAUCGGUCUGGGUAACGUUUGGAGGUUUCCUUAUCUGUGCUUCAAAAAUGGAGGAGGAGUUUUCUUGGUCCCGUAUGUGUUGUUCCUGUUCACCUGUGGGAUCCCCACCUUCUUUCUGGAGGUUUCUCUGGGACAGUUCACUGGUCAAGGUGGAAUCACAUGUUGGAGAAAGAUAUGUCCUUUAUUUGAAGGUUUAGGCUACGGCAGCAUAGUGCUGAUGCUUUACACUGUAAUGUAUUAUAUCGUCAUAUUGGCCUGGGCCUUCCUCUACCUCUUCUCCACCUUUAAUGAUGUUCUCCCCUGGGCCAGCUGUAACAACACCUGGAACACAGAGGCCUGUGUUGAUUAUCGCCUGGAUUAUUCAUCAAAUGGUAACCUUUCUCAGAACGCAACUUCUUCAGUGGAAGAAUUCUGGCAGAGGAGAGUCCUGGGCUUGUCUGGAGGGAUAGAAGAGGUGGGUGCUGUCCGCUGGGACCUGGCUGGAUGUCUUCUGCUGAGCUGGAUUAUUUGUUACUUCUGUAUCUGGAAAGGAGUCAAGUCUUCAGGAAAGGUCAUCUACUUCACAGCCACAUUUCCCUAUGUGAUGAUGAUUGCUUUGCUGAUCCGUGGUGUGACUCUGCCAGGAGCCACUGAUGGUAUUCGAUUUUACCUCUAUCCUGAUCCAACACGUCUGGCUGAUGCACAGGUGUGGAUGGAUGCUGGGAGCCAGAUAUUAGUCUCCUAUGCUGUCUGCACAGGCUGUUUGGCCUCUUUAGGAAGCUACAACAAAUACAACAACAACUGCUACAGAGAUGCAUUUGGCCUGUGCCUGUUGAACAGUGCGACCAGCUUUGUGGCUGGCAUUGCAAUAUUCUCAGUCCUGGGCUUCAUGUCUUAUGAGCUUGGUGUCGACAUUGCAGCAGUGGCCGAAUCAGGUCCGGGCCUGGCUUUCAUUGCCUAUCCUCGGGCAAUAGCCUUGAUGCCUUUUCCUCAACUUUGGGCCGCCUUUUUCUUCAUUAUGAUCAUCUUUCUCGGGCUGGACAGUGAGUUUGUUUAUCUGGAAGGCCUGGUCACAUCCAUAUCAGACAUGUAUCCGUCCUUCUUUUAUGUUGGUCAUCGUCGUAAACUACUCCUGCUGCUCUUCUGUGCUGUGUCCUUCCUCGUUGGGCUCUCCAUGGUCACUGAGGGAGGACUGUACGUGUUCCAGCUUUUUGACUAUUACGCCUGCAGUGGAAUUCCCCUGAUAAGUUUUGCCAUAUUGGAGUCUGUUUGUAUCGGAUGGACAUAUGGUGCUGAUUGUUACUACAACAAUAUUAAGGACAUGAUUGGAUACCGCCCUUCCCUUUAUAUGAAAUACUGUUGGAGGUUCAUCACUCCAUGUGUCUCUUUUGGGACACUGCUCUUCUAUUUGGUGAAAUUUACUCCUCUGAGAUACAACAACACAUACUCGUACCCCUGGUGGGGUUACGCUCUGGGCCUUUUUCUCGCUCUGUCUUCAGUCCUCAUAGCACCGCUGUGGAUCCUCUACAGUCUCGCUGUAACUCCAGGAACUCUGAGACAGAGACUGAAGGUAUUGACGACUCCAGCAGAUGACCUGUUCAGAGCUAAACUUGAGGAAAAUGUGGACUCUGAAACAUACCUGUCCUCCACAGACCAUGAGCUGUGCGCUUUGAACCCGUAGGAGAAAUGUAGGAUUUCUAAUAGUGUUGAAAGACUUUGAGAAUCCUUUGGUGCUUCUUUGUAGCUAUAAACAUAAAAGAAAAGAAAAACAUAUUCUUACCCUAAAACAGAAUAUUUUUUUUUUUUUUUACAAUAAACAGUUUUAAA
Messenger RNA from Labrus mixtus (cuckoo wrasse), 1946 nucleotides. Its product is annotated as sodium- and chloride-dependent GABA transporter 2-like. The transcript has 14 exons. Lineage: Eukaryota; Metazoa; Chordata; Actinopteri; Labriformes; Labridae. The record is from RefSeq and is a predicted model, not a curated record. Gene Ontology annotation, biological process: sodium ion transmembrane transport. Gene Ontology annotation, cellular component: membrane. Bases 7 to 1800 code for a protein of 597 amino acids.